This is a messenger RNA of Hypoxylon trugodes, 2218 nucleotides long. Its product is annotated as Phosphoacetylglucosamine mutase. Gene Ontology annotation, biological process: carbohydrate metabolic process; UDP-N-acetylglucosamine biosynthetic process. Gene Ontology annotation, molecular function: phosphoacetylglucosamine mutase activity; magnesium ion binding. The transcript has a single exon. Bases 242 to 1861 code for a protein of 539 amino acids. Lineage: Eukaryota; Fungi; Ascomycota; Sordariomycetes; Xylariales; Hypoxylaceae. The record is from RefSeq and is a predicted model, not a curated record.
GUUGGUUGCUUCGUAUUAGCCUACUCGUUUCGACCUACACCUUGACCUUAACAUUAACAACUUUGAACCUUUUAUAGCCUCAAUCUUUUUCGACGACGAUUACUGGUCAAUAUUUUUUUUUAUUUAAUCUGACCAUAUCCCUUCUCUCGUCUGUUUCCAUCGUGAAACUAAAGAGUGACUGGAAAUAACAAUAAAUCAAUUGAUAUCUUUACACACUAAGUCUAUUGCACUCUAACCGAAUAUGGAUCGAGAUGCCAUCCUCGCCGCUUCUAAGAAGCACGAUAUAGUCCCCGGAAGGCUAUACAAAUAUGGUACAGCGGGUUUCCGUAUGAAUGCCGAUCUCCUAGACGGCGUCACCUUCCGAGUCGGUCUACUAUCAGCUCUUCGAAGCCGUAAAUUGAACGGUCAGACGAUCGGCGUAAUGAUCACCGCUAGCCACAAUCCUGCGGUGGAUAACGGUGUCAAGAUUGUUGAUCCUAUGGGUGAUAUGCUUGAGCAAGAGUGGGAAGUACAUGCUACGAAUCUCGUAAACGCUCCGAGCCACGAUGAACUCGUCGAUUACUUUUACAAGCUCGCCGAUUCCCUAAAGAUCGACUUGACCUCCCCCGGCAAGGUCAUCGCCGGCCGAGACACUCGUCCCUCGGGUAAAACCCUCAUCACAGCCCUCAGCGAUUCGUUAGCUUCUACAAAUACGACGUUUAUCGAUUAUAAGAUCCUUACAACCCCUCAACUUCACUACCUGACUCGUUGUAUCAAUACUGCUGGUACACCUGGUGCAUAUGGCGAAGUUAGUGAGGCGGGAUACUACAAGAAGCUUGUCGAGGCUUUCUAUCGUGCUCUACGAGGACGUAAGAUCACUGGGAAGUUAUCCGUUGAUUGUGCCAAUGGUGUUGGUGGACCAAAGCUUAGCGAAUUGCUCAAAGUCCACGACCCUGCAAAGACGGGAUUGGAGGUAAGGGUUUGCAACGAUGACGUAUUGCGCCCAGAAGUUUUGAACUUGGACUGUGGUGCCGAUUUCGUCAAGACUAGGCAACGAGCACCCGCCAACCCAAAGCCCGCUCCUGGUGAGAGGUGGUGCUCUUUGGAUGGUGAUGCUGACCGCCUUAUUUACUACUGGAUCGACCCUGAGACUAGUUUCUUCAUGCUUGAUGGCGAUCGUAUUGCCACGCUAGCUGCAUCAUUCAUCGCAGAUCUUAUCCGCACUGCCGGCUUAGAAGGUCAACUCCGUAUUGGCCUUAUCCAGACAGCCUAUGCCAAUGGAUCCAGCACAAAGUACGUCGAGCAACACUUGCAAAUCCCUGUAGUCUGCACGCCUACCGGUGUCAAGCAUCUCCACCACGCUGCCUGCUCUUACGAUAUCGGUGUAUACUUCGAGGCCAACGGUCACGGUACUGUACUCUUCUCUCAAGAUGCUCUCCAGACGUUUAAGACGAAGGAGCCCCAGUCGCCAGCACAGAAGGAUGCUCUCGAAACCCUAAGCGCUUUGGGAGAUCUCAUCAAUCAGACCGUCGGAGAUGCCAUAUCAGAUAUGCUUCUGGUCGAAGUAAUCCUAGCCCACAAGGGGUGGUCGCUACGAGACUGGGCCAUGACAUAUCAAGACCUUCCCAACCGCCUCGUGCGCGUGGAAGUCGGCAAUAAGGACCUAUUCAGGACUACAGAUGCUGAGAGGAAAUUAAGUCACCCCGAAAACUGUCAAGAAGAAAUCGACAAGGUCGUCAAGAAGUACACGAACGCCCGUUCCUUCGCCAGAGCAAGCGGUACGGAAAACGCAUGCAGAGUAUACGCGGAGGCCGCGACGAGAUCUGAGGCGGACGAGCUUGCCAACAAGGUCGCCGCUAUCGUGAAGGCAUACGGGGGUUAGUCGGUCUCGUAUCGGUAUAUCGAAAGUGGAUAUAUGAUGAUGAUUUAAAGUAAGUGGAGGGAAGAGGGGGGUGGGAAUAGGUGGUGUGGACGGCUCGCGGGGUCUCAAAAAAUAGGGGUGAAAAGUUAGGUGGUUUUUUGACCAGGAAAGCGAGUCUUUACGUGUUAUGAACAUAGUAAAUGAAAGUAUGAAUGUCCAAUUUUGGAUCUUGAGAUGGAUUACUGUGAGUUCGAAAUCGAAAUUCUCAUCAUAACCUGAGCAAAGAAAAGUGAGAUGAUAUAGUAGCAUUCAGCAUAGACAUACGGCCUAUAGCGUUGUAGAGGAUAAAUUUGAAAGCUGCAAUAAAUGAAUUCAAUU